Pseudoliparis swirei is the source of this 1224-nucleotide messenger RNA. Its product is annotated as low choriolytic enzyme. The transcript is spliced from 9 exons. Gene Ontology annotation, biological process: proteolysis. Gene Ontology annotation, molecular function: metalloendopeptidase activity; zinc ion binding. The record is from RefSeq and is a predicted model, not a curated record. Bases 478 to 1224 code for a protein of 248 amino acids. NCBI's taxonomy places the organism in Eukaryota, Metazoa, Chordata, Actinopteri, Perciformes, Liparidae.
GUUUCAGGAUUCAAAAAGUAAAGUAGUUUCUCAAUGUAACACACUCAUAUGUUGAUUAUUUAUAUGCUAUAAAUAUAUAAGUUGGAUCUGAAAGGCUCAAAUUUCUCAUGUGCACACAACAACCAUCAGUUGUAAAUCACUGAAAAUCCAAUAUUUAUAAAAACGAAAUUUAUUUAUAUAUAUAUAUAUAUAUCUAUUAAAAUAAAAUAGUCAUCAGUAAAAUGUGCGUAACUCAAACCUCAGAGCUUCUCAGAACUAUCAUGUAAAUAUUGUUUUAUUAAAUAAUUAUUCUAGAAACAUUUAAACUAUGCGCAGCUGGUCGAGGUGAACUAAUUAAUUUAAACCAAUCAGAAGGCUUCAAUCUUCUGUAAAGUGGCUUCAGCUGUGAAGAUCAACGAGGCUCACAGCUGACGUCACUGCCGAGGGUCCUUAAAGGGCCAGGGGGCCCUGAAGGCCUCACUCUGCCCCUCUGACGUCAUGCUGCAACUCGUCCUCACUGCUUUGCUGCUGGCUGGAGCUCAACAAGGCUCCUGCACUCCUCUACGGGACGUGUCUCAGCAUGACGAGCUCUUCCAGCUGGUGAUGUAUCUGGAUUCCAACCCGGAGACUCUAGAAGAACUGUUGUCAAAGGACCGUGCGUUGACGGAGGGUGACAUGGUGUUGUCGGACGACCGCAACGCUGUGACCAGCAGGUGGCCGACGACGGCGAUCCCCUACGUCAUCAGUCCGCGUCUCGCCGGCCAGAGGGCCGACAUCGUGGCUGCCAUGGAGAUGCUGUCUGACCAGACCUGCCUGUCGUUCCUGAAGAGGCGGUCGGAGAGAGACUACCUGCACUUCGUGAGAAGCUUCGGCUGCGCGUCGUUCGUCGGCUACGACGGCGGCGAGCAGCAGAUUUUCAUCGGGUCCAGCUGCCUGGUGGGGAACAUCGUGCACGAGAUCCUCCACGCAAUGGGCUUCUACCACGAGCACACGAGGAUGGACCGCGACCAGUACAUCAAGAUACUGUACAACAACAUCAUGGCGGGGAUGGAGAUUAACUACAUGACCUUUGUUCUCCUGGUGAGCUGCAGGGAGCUCAGACCCGAAGAGGAGCGCCUGCACGCGGACUCCCUCCACGCGCUGCACCGGUCCGCCUCCCCCGGGACCGCGGCUCGCUCGCGCUGCCCGCACCGGGAGCUGCUCGUGCGGGGAAAGAAUCAACUUCUGAAGUCACGCGCAGAGUGA